Panicum hallii is the source of this 2031-nucleotide messenger RNA. RefSeq names its product lysophospholipid acyltransferase LPEAT2. Bases 155 to 1810 code for a protein of 551 amino acids. Gene Ontology annotation, biological process: phospholipid metabolic process. The record is from RefSeq and is a predicted model, not a curated record. Gene Ontology annotation, molecular function: lysophosphatidylethanolamine acyltransferase activity; calcium ion binding. NCBI's taxonomy places the organism in Eukaryota, Viridiplantae, Streptophyta, Magnoliopsida, Poales, Poaceae. The transcript is spliced from 13 exons.
AAAGGAGACCACGACCACAAACAAAGGAACGUCUCCUUCCUCCCCUCCCCGCUCGUUAUUGGCCUAUUGGCCUCGCUUUGAUAAAAGCCACAACUCUCCUCCUCCGACCUUCCAUUGCUCGCCUCGCUCCUCCGCUCCCCCGCCGCCGCCUCCGAUGGCCUCCACGAGCCCUAGCCCCGCCUCCCUCUCCACGCCGCUGCUCUCGGGCUCCAUCGCGCCCGCCCGCGCCGCCAACGGGCACGCCAACAACCACCGCCACCACCACCGCGACGACAGCGACGCCGCGGCCUCCGUGUGCGACGCCGGCGGGGACCCGUUCGCGUUCCUCUCGGAGGAUCGGCCGCCGCGGGACCGGGGCGUGUCCCCGGCGGACCCGUUCCGCAACGCGACGCCGGCGUGGGGCGGCGGCGUCUACGCGUGGGCGAGGACGCUGCUCCUCCUGCCGGUCGCGGCGCUGCGGCUGGCGCUGUUCGGGCUCUCCAUCGCGAUCGGGUACGCGGCGACCUGGGUGGCGCUGCGCGGGUGGGCCGACGUGCAGGACCGGCCGCGGGAGGGCGCCGGGCCCAUGCCGGCGUGGCGGCGCCGACUCAUGUGGAUCACGCGGAUCUCCGCCCGCUGCAUCCUCUUCUCAUUCGGGUACCACUGGAUCAGAAAGAAAGGAAGGCCUGCUCCUAGGGAUCUCGCACCUAUAGUUGUUUCCAAUCAUGUCUCGUACAUAGAACCCAUAUUCUUCUUCUAUGAAUUGUUCCCAACCAUUGUUUCAUCUGAGUCUCAUGAUGCCCUACCGUUUGUUGGAACAAUUAUUCGGGCGAUGCAGGUUAUAUAUGUUGAUAGAUUCUCACCAGCUUCUAGGAAGGCUGCUGUAAAUGAAAUAAAGAGAAAGGCAGCUUGCAAUAGCUUCCCACGGGUCCUGUUAUUCCCUGAAGGCACCACAACAAAUGGGAGAUUCCUGAUUUCUUUCCAACAUGGCGCAUUCAUACCUGGCUACCCUGUUCAACCUGUUGUUGUCCGUUAUCCACAUGUGCACUUUGAUCAAUCAUGGGGAAAUAUAUCGUUGUUAAAGCUCAUGUUUAAGAUGUUCACCCAGUUUCAUAAUUUUAUGGAGGUAGAGUACCUCCCUGUUGUCUACCCUCCUGAGAUCAAGCAAGAGAAUGCCCUUCAUUUUGCAGAGGAUACCAGCUAUGCUAUGGCACAUGCCCUUAAUGUUUUACCCACUUCUUAUUCAUAUGGUGAUUCAAUGAUCAUGGCACGAGCAGUAGAAGCUGGAAAGGCUAAUUGCUCAAAUUACAUGGUACAAAUGGCUUGGGUAAAAGAUAUGUAUGGUGUAAACACAGCAGAAGCCAUGGAGCUAUUGGAAAACUUCUUGGCUAUGAAUCCAGAUAGCGAUGGACGUGUGAAAGCACAAGAGUUUUGGGCUCAUUUUGGUCUGGAUUGCAGUCCUCUGUGCAAGAAGAUAUUUCACUACUUCAAUUCUGGCAUUACGGAUUCGAUUACAUUCCGUCAGUUCUUGGUUGGGUGUGCACACCUGAGGAAGCAACCAUUGUUCCAGGGUGCGUGUGAGACCGCCUUUGAGAAGUGCAGGGAUCCUGAAACAUCCGACAUCUCCAGGGGGCAGCUAGCUGACGUCCUGCGGUUAAGCAUGCUUCUACCGUCUGAUGACGGGAUGCUGAGGCUGUUCAAGACGUUCGAUGUUGAUGGUGACGAAAAGAUCAGCAGGGACGACUUCCUUACAUGCCUUGGGAGGUUCCCCUUCCUCAUCGCGUUCUUUGCAGCCCCAAUCAAUGGGGAAGUGUACAUCGAGAUAGUCUGAAUGUGUGGUGCAGUGGCGUGUAAGAGUAAAGGCCGGAGCCUACAGACGCUGAGACGCAGGCAGGGGAUCCCUUCGUUUAUGCAAUGGGAUACCCACUACGGCUCCUCCAUUUUGAAACCCAAACCCAAAACAUCCUUAUUCUUCGCUGGCAUCAAGUGGCUAACCAGUAUAGUGCGACAGUUUUGUUCCGUUUCUUCGUUGAAAUUGUUGUUUUUAUUACA